AGAUCCAACAGCUCGGGUCGCAAGUUUCCAGAUUUUCAUCGAAUCAGAGUUUUCACUUGAUACUUCGCCCCUUCCAAUAGCACACCUAUUUCUUUCCUUUUGAUAACAUACUAUUUCUCACAAAUUAUGUUUUGGUAUUAUUUUUUGCGGUACAUCCUUGCUUUGCAAGAACACCUGUACUACAAAAGUUUGGCUUUUCCAUCAACGAAGACUUCAUUACUAGGUCACAUUGCACACAAACCAUGAAUAUACCUUUCAAGUUUGGCUCAAUAAUGAUGAAGAAGGUCUCCUAUUUUGAUGGGGACAUUCGGAAAAGACCUUGCUAGGUGUUACUCAUUGGAAGUCGGUACAUAAAUAUUACAUGAUAUAACGCAACCCGAUCUUAUCAUCCAUGUGGCCUUACCCGACAAGAUCCAUCCAUGAUUCAUCCAAGUUAGUUUUCUUUCAACUUCUUGCAUGUUAAUCAUCAGUCAGCAGUGUACCCAUUGUGCCAGCUAAUUAAUAUUUGUAUUUGCAAAUGGUAGCAAUUUUUGAUUUCCUUUUGUGGCUAUGUUGCUACUUCUAACUUAAUGAACGGUCAACACACACUAUGUCUAUUUUAACGGUCAAAAUGUAACAUUUGGCCCUGACAGCUGUCCACCCAUGUCAUAAUCGGGUUCAAUUUGAGCCCAAUUGAUUACGAGUGUUUUCUGCGAAAAACUAAACAAAACGAUAGGUAUCGACGAAAAAGAAUAAGUAGGUAGUUUUUUGAAACCCUAACCGUAAUUGUCGUAGUUUUUUGCUAUUUACCCGUGGUUUGCAUGUGAAACGUGAAUUUUGCAUUCACGGAAGUAUGCUUUCCUUACAAAGUUAUACUACGAACUGGCACUUUCAAACAGCUACUACUUGUAUUGUGACACAGAUGCUGAUAAGCUGCAGCAUAGGCUGUUUGAAGCAUAAAGUAGUUAUGCAUGGAUGGUUAUUCUUGUUGUGAUACCCACUUGGAAGCUAUGCUUUAUCUGAACUGAUGGGUAAGGUGGCAUUUUUGUUCUCUGGAUCUGCGAAGGUAGCACCUGGCAUCUCUUUAAAUACUACCUAAGAGAUUUAGUUGUUCUAAGUAGAAUCUGUACCAUGGAUGUGAGAAAUUGAUGCCUUUUUUUAGGGACCAACCGUCUAGUUCUACGGUAAUUUUCUAUUAAUGAACUGAAAAGAGUUUACAAUAUGUACAAAACACAAACAAAAAAGAAGGUAGGCAGAAGCCUCUAUCCUCUAUCUUCUAUCCAAUGCCAGUUUUUUCUAACAUAAUGGUACUAAGAGAAGGUUAUGUCUUUCUUGCUAUCUUGUACUUCCUCUUACUGCCGCAAAGCCAAGUUUGCAGUUUACAUCCCCUGAAAGCAAUGUCAGAGAACAUACUCUAAUAGGUUGUGCCAGAAAUGGGACAGUUGAAUGCUCUAAUUUGAGAAUGGUCCCCUUCAAAAAUUUACUUUAUUUGAGAUUGGUCAAUGUGGACUGGAAUGGUCAUAUCAUAGCCUGAUGCCUCGUGGAAGUGGGUAGAUAGAGCACGGGACAUACAUGUACAGGACACUGACUCAAUGCACUUUUGGUUAUGGUGAUCAUUAUAUGGAAAAUGAGGAUUGGUUUAGACGGACAAAUGAAGUUAUCUUGUGUGAAAUUAAGGCAUACACGCCUACGAAUGUUCUUUUAUAGGCUCCUAGCAGCAUUUUCACUUGUGCGUGUCACUUGGAUUCUUACAAAGGUAUUUCUUCUCUCUUAGGCCACCCCAUCCAUGGGAAAUGCUAAAGCAAUCUCACCAAGCAACUCACUCCAUUUUCUGAACCCUGCACACCAUUAUAUAUUUGAUGAAGAACAGGAUUGCAUGCAACAAGUGACAAGGAAAUCAAGAAGAGCUCAAGACCAUGGAGGCACCAAGAAAUCGCGGCGCGCCAUGCUUGCUCCUUGUUCUGUUGGUUCUAGCUGCCCAGUGGUGCAGCGUCUCGACGGCGAGCUGCAGCUUCACCAUAUCCAACUACUGCACCCACACCAUCUGGCCGGGGACGAUGGCCGGCGCGGGCACGCCGCAGCUGCCCACGACGGGGUUCAGGCUCGACCCGGGGCAGACCGUGCGGAUCCCGGCGCCGGCCGGUUGGUCCGGCCGGAUAUGGGCGCGCACGGGGUGCAACUUCAGCACGGACGGCUCGGGCGCGGCCGCCGGCGCGGUCGCGUGCCAGACCGGCGACUGCGGUGGUGGGCACAUGGAGUGCGGCGGCACGGGCGGGAAGCCGCCAGCGACGCUCUUCGAGAUCACGCUGGGGAAGGGCGGCCCCGCCGACCAGGACUUCUAUGACGUGAGCCUCGUCGACGGGUACAACCUGCCCGUCGUCGCCGUCCCGCGCGCGCGGCAGGGCAGCUGCAAUGCCACCGGCUGCGCCGCCGACCUCAACCUCUCAUGUCCCAAGGAGCUGCAGGUGGCCGGCGGCAAUGGCGGCGGCCCGGUGGCAUGCCAGAGCGCGUGCGAGGCGUUCACGCAGGACAAGUACUGCUGCAGCGGCGCCUACGCGACGCCGGACACGUGCAGCCCGACGGCCUACUCCUCCGUCUUCAAGUCGGCGUGCCCGCGGGCCUACAGCUACGCCUACGACGACGGCAGCAGCCUCUUCACCUGCAACGCCGUCGACUACACCAUCGCCUUCUGCCUCCCUCCAGCUGGGUUGAACAUGCCUGCUGAUGCCAACAAUGCUCCUCCUGCUGACAACAAUGGUGCCGGAAGCACCUACGUGCCGCCCCCGACAGGCAACAGCGGGGCUGGAAGCAUCUACCAGCCAACCCCUGCAGGUAACAGUGGCGUUGGAAGUGCCUACCAGCCACCUCCAACAGACAGCAAUGGCGUUGGAAGUGCCUACCAGACACCUCCGACUGGCAACAAUGGCAUCGGAAGCACCUACGAGACACCCUUGGCUAGCAGCAAUGGCGUCGGAAGUGCCUUCCAGCCGCCCCUGACGGGCGACGACAAUGGCGUGAGAAGCGCCUACCAGCCGGGGAUGACCCCGUCGUCGGCGAGCACGCGAUACGGUCAGCUGUGGUUUCUGAUACCUGCAGCGCUCGUGUUCUUUAAAUGAUCAUUCUCCAUGAAAGGCCAGCCAGUGUUUCAUGUCGAGCCGGCCUUCGAGCUUUCGAAUACUUGAGGGAUUGGGUGAUCUUAGGCGCGGAAGAAAGAAGAGGCUCGAAGCAGAGUACAUAUCCAAGCAGAGAUCUUGUAGGAGUUUCUGACAGAUUCACAGUAGUUGCAACUUGAAACCCUUUGAAACCCUCCUGUAUUCAGUAACUAGAUAGUACUGGUGGUGCAAAUUUGUGGAGAUGUAAAUAUUGGCUUCUUUCAUGCAGGCCAACAAUGAAAUCUACUAGUACAAAU
Triticum dicoccoides is the source of this 3388-nucleotide messenger RNA. RefSeq names its product thaumatin-like protein 1b. The coding region runs from base 1896 to 3095 and encodes 399 amino acids. NCBI's taxonomy places the organism in Eukaryota, Viridiplantae, Streptophyta, Magnoliopsida, Poales, Poaceae. The record is from RefSeq and is a predicted model, not a curated record. The transcript has 3 exons.